Messenger RNA from Oenanthe melanoleuca, 1181 nucleotides. RefSeq names its product protein phosphatase 1 regulatory inhibitor subunit 1B (gene PPP1R1B). Bases 4 to 852 code for a protein of 282 amino acids. Gene Ontology annotation, cellular component: cytoplasm. Gene Ontology annotation, molecular function: protein phosphatase inhibitor activity. NCBI's taxonomy places the organism in Eukaryota, Metazoa, Chordata, Aves, Passeriformes, Muscicapidae. Gene Ontology annotation, biological process: intracellular signal transduction. The record is from RefSeq and is a predicted model, not a curated record. The transcript has 8 exons.
GGGAUGAAUAAUUCAGCGCCUGGUAGGAAGACGUGUCCUCCCUCCCUCUCCUUCCUCCUCCUUCUCCUCCUCCUCACCGGCUCUGCCUUCCCCACCUCCCGCCACUCUCAUUCCUCGCCGUACCGAGCCCCGGGUGCCACCGAACUCCGCUCGGUACCGGUGCCAGAGACCCCCGGGCUCCGGCGACUCGCGGCCAAGGCCAUGGACCCCAAGGAGCGCAAGAAGAUCCAGUUCUCCGUGCCGGCCCCCCCCAGCAACCUGGACCCCCGCGCCGUCGAGAUGAUCCGCCGGCGGAGGCCCACGCCGGCCAUGCUCUUCCAGCUGUCCGAACACUCCUCCCCAGAGGACGAGAACCUGCCCUACCAGCGCUCGGGCGAGGGCUGCCUGCUCAAACCAAAGAGGACCAACCCGUGUGCCUACACCCCGCCCUCGCUCAAAGCGGUGCAGCGCAUCGUGCAGUCCCACCUGGAGAGCGGCAUGGGCGGGGGUGACAGCUCCGACGGGGAGCCCGAUGACGGCUGCGACCCCGACAGUGCCCUGGAGUCUGCCCCGGGGAGCCAGGGCAGAGCCGAGCGCAGCUACUUCCCCGCCGGGCUCAAGGCGCACAAGCGGAAAGGCGGGCAGAAGGUGUCCUUUGCCGGCGGCAUCGACGAGCGCGAGGAGGACCUGAAGUCGCUGACGGUGUCAGAGAUCCCCGAGGACCCCGAGGGAGCGGAGGGUGACGAGGAGGAGCCGGGGCAGGAGCAGGACGGUGGCACCGGGGAGCGGCGACACGUCGGCUUCGCCGAGGUGCCCUCGCGUCCCAUCGGCACCGAGCGCCACUCGCCCACCUUCCCUCUGGGCACCAGUUAGCUGCCACCGGGCACCGGGCACCGGCCCCCCGGCCCCCCCAGCUUCGCCUGUGCCCCCCGGCUGCCCCCCGCCCGCUGCCUGCGCUUCGUCUGCCGUGUGCCAUGUGCCGUGCGCCAUGUGCCGUGUGCCGCGCCAUGCUGGGCCACGCCGGGACACGUCGGGACCCCCGGCCACGGCCGCCCCCUCCCCACGGGCUUCGUGCCCCCCCGGCUGCAGGAGCCGGGGAUGGGACUCCCGGGCGCUGGCGGGGUCUGGGCCCCCCCCCUGGCUGCUGCCCCCCGGCCCUAAGCGAGCAGAGCCCCCCGCCCGCAAUAAACGGCUGUACAGAG